AUGAAGUCCGUCCUCUAUUGUCUAGCUUUAUGUUUGCCGGUCCUGGCUACGCCCCUGAUGGAAGUCACCCUGAGUAAUUCAACCUCGUGCCAGACCUACGGAGGGGAUAGCAUCGCGAAUCUGGCUUGUCGCAAUACGUGCAUUGAGCAGGGUGAAGGAUGGACCGGGGGGUUCUGUGACAGCCAGCAAAUAUGCCAUUGCACGUUCAAUGUUUAA
This is a messenger RNA of Aspergillus sclerotioniger CBS 115572, 216 nucleotides long. RefSeq lists its product as uncharacterized. NCBI's taxonomy places the organism in Eukaryota, Fungi, Ascomycota, Eurotiomycetes, Eurotiales, Aspergillaceae. The transcript has 3 exons. The record is from RefSeq and is a predicted model, not a curated record. Bases 1 to 216 code for a protein of 71 amino acids.